AGGAACCCUACUCCUCUGCGCGGUGGAUAAAAUCUGUCACUAUGGUGACCAUCAAUUAAAAAAAUUCCGGUCCCCAUGUGACACGAUGUGAAUAUACAUAAAUAUAAAUACCUACAAAAUAAAAUAAAAAGUAUCACUGAGGAAAGGGAUUUUUGAGAGGGUUUUGUUUUCUUAGAGUAAUUUCUGAUUUUGCUGAAAGAAGUAGGGAUAAAAUAGACGCGUGAAAAUUAGAAGUGGGGACCAUACAACAAGAGAUUUAAACCAACCUCUACAGUCAAGUAUGUUUUUGCGAAGUUUCGUAUUUUUUCUUUUUUCAUAUUUUUUUGCACUGCUGUUGUUGGUGUGUCAUCUGCCUCGAAUCUCCGGACAGAAAUCCACAGGUCCACGGUGGCUGAUUGGGGACCGGGAGACCCACUGCAGCAUCAUCUGCUCGCGGACGCAGGGCAAGCCUGUGUGUGGCUCGGAUGGACGGAGCUACGAUACCGGCUGCGACCUGCAGAGGGCGAGGUGCAAAGACCGCUCCCUCACCUUAGCACACCGUGGUCGCUGCAGAGGUAAAAACUGGAGAAUCGACCAACCCCCCUCAGGCCCAGUGCCCACGUCAUCCACAGAGGGGAAAGACCUGGAGCUGAGAGACGCGGGCCUGUCCAAGUGUCGCGUGGAAAGAAGCCAAGCGCUGGAGCAGGCCAAGCGGCCCCAGGAGUCAAUCUUCAUUCCGGAGUGCAAUGACGACGGAUCCUACACUCAGGUGCAAUGCCACACUCUGACAGGGUAUUGCUGGUGUGUCACGUCCGACGGCAAGCCAGUCAGUGGUUCUUCAGUUCACAACAGGACCCCCAUAUGUUCAGGAAACUUCCGUGAAUUUAUGGGAACUCAUGCUGGGACAAGUGGAUUGUCAGGGUCAGUAACUGAUAAACCACCGGGGCCACCUAGCUCAGGGAGAAAAGUCUCUUUCCGUUUCUUUCUCACCCUAAACCCAGACGACGGAUCCAAACCUACACCCACCAUGGAGACACAUGUUGUCCCGGAUGGUGAUGAGAUCACGGCCCCCAAUUUGUGGAUCAAGCAGCUAGUAUACAAAGAAAAGAAUAACUCGAGUACUAGGAAACCAGAGAAGGUUCCUUCUUGUGACCAGGAGAGGCAGACUGCACUCGAUGAGGCCAGGCAGAACCCCAGAGAGGCCAUCUUCAUCCCGGACUGUGCACCCGGAGGCCUCUAUCAGCCUGUCCAGUGCCACCAGUCCACAGGCUACUGCUGGUGUGUUCUGGUGGACACUGGACGACCCAUCCCUGGGACCUCCACCAGGUACCAGACCCCAGAAUGUGACAGUGCUGCACGCUCACCGACCCCUGAAUCAGAAGAUCCUUUCCGAGAGCGAGACCUGGCGGGGUGCCCAGAGGGAAAGAAAGUGGAAUUCAUCACCAGCUUGUUAGACGCUCUCACCACUGACAUGGUGCAGGCCAUAAACUCGCCAACUCCCUCUGGUGGUGGGAGAUUUGUGGAGCCUGACCCCAGCCACACCCUGGAGGAGAGGGUGGUGCAUUGGUACUUUGCACAACUGGACAACAAUGGCAGCCAUGAUAUCAACAAGAAGGAACUUAAACCCUUCAAGCGAUACGUGAAGAAGAAAGCCAAGCCCAAAAAGUGUGCCCGCAAGUUCACUGACUACUGCGACCUCAACAAGGACAAGGCCAUCUCCCUGCUGGAGCUCAAGGGCUGCCUGGGCGUGAGCAAGGAUGGAGGUAGCUCUGUGAGCAGCAUCAACACAGGGACAAGGCAAGGGACCCAUUUGUUCAUAGGUCGUCUGGUGUGAAGAGAGACGGUUCCAGGAGCUGAAGGGAGAGCAGAGGGUGCAGAGGGAAGGCAUCUGUAUGCGCUCAUACAGAAAGGGAUACCGACGAAAAAUUAAGAAGUACCAGUUCCAAUAAAGAAGUGGCGCCAAAAUAUUUGCACUUUCUCCUCCCAAUGUUUGCUAUUCUAGCUGUUUUGUUUUUUAUUUGAAAAAAAAGACUUAAAAGUCAACAGAAAUAAUAAUAAUGAUAAAGAAUAAGAGUAAUGCUGGUAGAAAAUCAUAAUUGAACAGGAGGAACUAACCCAUUAUUCCAUUCAGCUGUGAUGUUCCUCUUAAACCAGUGGGCUUUACCCCAGGUACAGGACACAACUAACAUUGACCAUAACAGACUCUUGACUCUGCAUCAUAUUGUUCAGCCCCAUAAAAACCUGAACAAUCGCUAAGACAUUGUUCACUGCUAAAACGAGAAUUUUCAGCAAGCUUUAACCUCUUCAAUGUUCUUUCAUACAAUAGAAAAACUACAAGGACCUGUCAGUAUUCUACAUUUGAACUUGCAAUCUGUCUAUGCUUUCAUCCCCUGCCUUAUGCCACAGUAUUUAUUUUCAGAGAUUUGUCACACCUCACAGAAAUGAACUAGUGUAAGCAUUAGCCAAUCCCAGGUAUUUCAAUUUGUGUUUUAGCAGUGAUUAGUUUGCUGUUCAAUAAAGUUGUUGAUUUCCAGUGUACGGGCACUACAGUAUAUAUUUUGUACUAGAUUAUUCAUUGUGUUUUAAUGAUAUAUAUAUAGCAUUAUAUAUAUCAUAUAUAACUGUCAAAUUCUAAGAAAGUCAGGGGCAGAAUGUUUCCAUUAGGAAUACAAAAUGUUCACAGUUUCAAGCCCUGGCGGUGUACCAAGCAUUUACAGAGCUGACUAUCUACAGAAAGCAGCCUUUGAAGGUCUUUGCAGAAAGGCCAUACCUCAGCCCCAUCCAUCCUUAACAACACUCACACUGUGCUGCAUCAUAAUCUGUUCACUUAAAUCUGUUACUACAACUGACGGUUGAGAGGACAUAUGGUCCAGGACAUUUUUUUUAAAGAGAAAUUUAAAAAAUGAAAUAAUGACAAAAUAUACAUAUACAGCCCCUUUGAUGAAUGCGGUCCUCUGUCUAAAUAUGAAAGAUACGGUUCGUUGUUGUGUUUGUGUUUGUGUAUUUGCUUGCUAUGUGGACAUGUAAUUUGUACCAAGAAGCCUUAGCACCGGCUCAUGGAAGUAAAGGUAAACACGCUCAUGAUGUAAAUAUGUAUCAUAUGCUUUUGGUUUUUCCCAGUUUUCUUUCAUUGUCAAGCUUGGGUUUUGGUAACUCUCUAAAAGCAGUUCCAUCGCUGUUCUGCCUGGUUGUGCAAUCUCUGUUCGAUCAGACCUGUCUGCUCCAAGAUGAAUGCUUGUCAGUGAAUCAAUUGUUACGUGAUCCACAAAACAGAACAGUAAGACCGUGCAAGUUAAGAGACUUGACAAAUGUUAGAUAGCUUACUGAACUUCACCGUCUGCAGUUUGUAUAAUCUUUUAUGACUGUGUAAUCUUGUAUGUCCCUGUGAAUCUAAAAUGUCAGUGGCUGCUGUAAAAUUUUAUGCAGAGACAAUGUUAGGAAGUCUCAUACUUUGGGUCUGGUUCUUUUGUAUUUUGCUAGUGUCACAGUGAUUACAGCUGGCUCACCAGGACCCACCCCUUUCUCUUGUCGGAGCUCUCCUCCUAUACACCCCCCUUCCCACCCCCCCAGAAACACUGGGCCUGUGUGUCCACUGAAGUGCUUCCAGACCCCUGGGAUGGAUCACAUUUUAAACAUCUAAAUUGGUUAGCAGAGCAGACAUGGCUGUAAUCACAGCUAAUCAACUGGAGGAGCCAUUGUGAGAGAGCUCCACAGAGGGCUGUCCGAACAAGAGGGAAAAAAAAAAAAUUUCAAGAGGUGUGACCAGGUGGGGCACAUGCUGCAGUCUGAAAAGAGACCUGCUGUAUACUCUUCACUGGUAUUCUUGACUGGGAAAGUGAAGUAGUUUGUUGGGGGGAGGGGGCAAUAAGGACUGCUGAAGAGCACAUUAGUGGCACCUACUGGCAGAAAUAAGUAACUGCUCUUUGAAAGGGCUUGACCAAAUCCCAAGCAUUUACCUUACAAUGCCUUGUAGACAGGUUGUUAAAACUAUGAGGAAUAAAAGCAAUAUCUCUUUUUUUGAUUAAACCAGUUGACUUCUGUAAUUUGAAAUAAAUUUUUUCAAACAUCAAAUGGCGCCACUUUGAAUAAGA
This is a messenger RNA of Megalops cyprinoides (Indo-Pacific tarpon), 4070 nucleotides long. RefSeq names its product SPARC related modular calcium binding 1 (gene smoc1). Gene Ontology annotation, molecular function: protein binding; heparin binding; calcium ion binding. NCBI's taxonomy places the organism in Eukaryota, Metazoa, Chordata, Actinopteri, Elopiformes, Megalopidae. The transcript is spliced from 15 exons. Gene Ontology annotation, cellular component: basement membrane. The record is from RefSeq and is a predicted model, not a curated record. Gene Ontology annotation, biological process: extracellular matrix organization. Bases 281 to 1813 code for a protein of 510 amino acids.